Molecule: messenger RNA, 2337 nt
Organism: Polychytrium aggregatum
Lineage: Eukaryota; Fungi; Chytridiomycota; Chytridiomycetes; Polychytriales
Product: HBS1-like protein-like protein
Exons: 17
Coding region: 139-2166 (675 amino acids)
Biological process (GO): translation
Molecular function (GO): GTP binding; GTPase activity
Source: RefSeq, a predicted model, not a curated record
GAUCGGCACUGCCGCCCCUGCCCUUCUCUCAGAUCUGCCCUUCCCUCCGAUUGCCGCGAUCCCAUCGAUCCGAUCCCAUCGAUCCGAUCCCGUCUGCCUGUCAAGCCGCCUUCUACACCUGCCCAAAUCACCGCAGCCAUGUCGAGACACAGACACAUCCGAAACAUGAACAUCGAUGAUGAGUACUACGACGACGACGAGGAAGAAGAUUAUGGAAACGAGAAUGACGGCGGCCACUAUGACGACGAUGGAUACGACGACGAUGAGUACUAUGAAGAAGAGCAAGACAAGGCAUUCUCAAUCAACGACCUUAUCGGCGAGGUGCAGUCCGUCACCGGUCGGAUCCUGUCCGACGAGCAAGUCCAAAAGAUCCUUCUUCAAAAUUCUUGCAACGUGGAACGGACCAUCAACCAGAUUUUUGACGGCCCCUCGCAGGGAUCGUCGAGACAAAGCGAAAAGCUGACACACCCUGCUCCGACCUCUGCCCCUGCUGGCGGGGCAUCCAAGGUCAAGCCGUUUGAUUUUAGUACCCCCAGCCCUGACGAUGUCGUUGCUAUGGCCCGCAAAAAAGCCCCUGCAGCUGGACUCCAGCUCAAUCAGGGCACAAAGCCUGCUGCCAAGACUGUGACUUUGCCAUCGGAGCCCCCAUCCGCAGCCCUGGCCAGCAUGGCCAUCUCACAGCCAAAGCCAACUCCUCCGGCUGCCCGCACCGUCACGCCGAAGGCUCCCCCCGCGGCUCGCACACAGCCGGUGUUUACACCCAAGCCCCCGAGUGUCCCGGCCCAAUCCAAGAAAAACAAAAUCGACGUCGCCGAAGAGUACAACAAGCGCAAGUCCACCAAGGAUUCUCUGAACCUGAUCAUCGUUGGGCAUGUCGACGCGGGCAAGAGCACACUCAUGGGCCAUAUGAUGUGUCUCUUGGGAGAAGUCAGCGACCGCGCACUCAAGAAGAACCAGCACGAGGCUGAGAAGAUCAAGAAGGGGUCCUUCAGCUUUGCCUGGGUUCUAGACGCCACCGAGGAGGAGCGCAACAGAGGUGUGACCAUCGACGUUGCCGAAAUGAAGUUUGAGACGCCAAAUCGACAGUUUACUCUGCUGGAUGCACCCGGGCAUCGUGAUUUCAUUCCCAAUAUGAUCGCUGGUGCCUGUCAAGCCGACGUUGCAAUUCUGGUCGUCGACAGCUCUCCGGGCGAGUUCGAGGCUGGGUUUGACCUCGGCGGGCAGACUCGCGAGCACGCUCUUCUGGUGCGGGCUCUCGGCGUCACCCAGCUCAUUGUUGCCGUCAACAAACUUGACAUGAUGGAGUGGUCCCAGGAGCGUUAUGAUGAAAUCUGCAAGAAGCUUGGUGCAUUUUUGGUCCACGCCGGCUUCAAGAAGCAGAAGCUGACAUACAUCCCCACCAGUGGAUGGCUCGGCGAGAAUCUGGUGAAGCGAGAGGAGCCACUGCUCAACAAGUGGUACAAGGGGCAAACGCUCAUCGGCCAGCUCGAUCAACUCGAGGCGCCCACGCGCAUGAUCGACCGUCCUCUGCGCAUGUCCGUAUCGGACUUUUUCAAGGGCGGCCUGGGAACCGGAACGGGCGGCGAUGUCUCGGUAAGCGGCAGAAUCGACUGUGGAAGCGUGCAGCUCAAGGACGAAGUACUUGUGAUGCCCAUCAACGAAGUGGCGGUCGUGAAAGCAAUCGAGUGCAACCACGAGUCAGUCAAGUGGGCCGUAGCCGGCGACAGCGUGACCAUCUCGCUCAGUGGCAUCGACAGCCAGCACGUCAAGAAAGGAAACGUCCUGUGCCAAGUCGGCCACCCGAUCCCGAUCACCCGCAAGAUCCGGGCUCAGAUUGUCACCUUUGAUAUCAGCCGGCCUCUCACGAUCGGCGUCCCAGUGGUUUUCCACACCCAAAGCCUCGCCGAAGCUGGCUCAAUCAAGUCGCUUAUUUCGAUCCUGGACAAGGCUACAGGCGAAGUUGUCAAGAAGCGCCCACGAGCCUUGACCAAGAACCUCACCGCCGAGGUCGAGAUCGAGCUGCUCAGACCCCUCUGCCUCGAAAAAUCGGCCGACAACAAGUUCUUUGGCCGCUUUACGCUGCGCUGCGGAUCCCAGACUGUGGCUGCCGGACUCGUGAUGGACAUUUUGGCCUAUGAGAAUGCGGGUGAUGUGGAGGCAGUUUGAUUCCUCGCUCGAUCAUAGCCAAUCCAAUAAAAAACGAGACACCCCGGAUUUUGAGCAUUGGUGAAUGCUAUCACUCAAAACCUUGCGACUCGAGAAGGCCGAAUAUCUUGAUAUCGAUCAUCAUGGAGCUGUCCAGAGGGUCGAGUGAAUGCAACACACUCCCACAUCGAG